CGUGAAGCGUUGACGACAACGACCCCCAAACAGGAUGUGCAUGUUGCCCGUAUUCACUGCAUCGCCCAAAGUCUGCGCCACGCCCAAAACAGGAAGCAAUCACGCCAGCAGCCAGUAACCAACCAGCAGCCAAAGGACCUCUCAUCAAUUGGGCAUCGACUUUGUGCCGGAUCAGCAGCACCAUGCGAUGGAGAGAACCUUUCACUCCCGCACUCCCGCACUCCACAGGGCAGCUAGUGUGGGUCCCCUUAGCACUAAGCCGUUGUGGCGGUCGGGCCCAGGCCAUUUGAUGACAGCAAGCCCGCCCGAGUGACGUCAUGCCGUGGCUCUUGCCUUGCUGCGACUCCCUCGCAAAUGCACGAACAGCAAGGAAAACGAGGCCGGACCUCGGCCCCUUGCUCCUUCCUGUCCCUUUCUGCUUGCUUCCUGUGACCGCCUCUCUCGCUCUGCUAUAUUUGGCAGUCGAGCCUUGCUUGGCCUGCAUACCCAAACUGGAGAGAGCGUCACCCUCUACCUUCCCUUUCCACCCUGACCCAGCCAUCUCUCGCGAUUUCCACCACCACCAACGGCUUUUGUUGUGCUGCCCCAUCACCCCCCAUCCACCCACCACGUUGGCGACCCCUGAUCAUCAGACGGCCACCACAUCUGCCCACCCCCAGCGUUCAUCUCGGACAGGGACCUGGACUGGGACCUAGGGACGGAGUCAAAAUCGUGCAUGGAACAAGAGUCCCUUCAGGGGUCCUGUUUUUCCACCUGUGGACCCUCUGUCUCUUUUAAACAUCGUCACGCCGCCCAUCACCCACCACCAUCAUAACCUCACAGCCUUGUGCUUCCACUUUCUUUUCCCUCCGUCACUACCGCCACAUCCCUCGCUCGAGAUCAUAGUGCUACCAGCCUAGUAUCCUGUACCCCAAGGGAGAAGAGGCUCACAACCUCUCGACUCAGUCUUAACUACAGAUCACCACAAUGAUCCGAUUAUCAUACUGGGUGCUCCCCAUAAUCUCGGGGACGGUAUGGCUGGGUACGCUGCUCGGCUUGCUACUUCACUGGAUCGUUGGCACCAACCGAAUGUUCUAUAGCAGCAUGAGCGAUGGUCAGCAUAUCGCUUAUAUCAGUGAUGUCGGUGCCAGUGAGCUCAAGCCGCUCUUCAUCACGGGAUGCGUCGUCACCACGGUUUUUCUCAACGCCGGCUUUCUGGCCGACCGUUGGCUGCGCCACAAGGGCCGCCUCGUGCCCAACACCAGCGUCACCGAAAAGGUCCUCUCGGCCCUCACCGUUUUCUUCGCACUCGCCGGCACCGCUGGCCUCAUCCUCUUGAGCAUAUUCGACACCCUGAACUGGACGAUGCUGCACCGCAUUUUCCUGGCGCUCUUCAUGGGCGGCUACGCCCUGAGCGCCGUGUUCAUUUGCUGGGAAUACCAGCGUCUUGCCCAGAAAAGGGAGCACCGCAUCCUGCGCAUCUCCUUCUGGAUCAAGCUCGCCUUUGUCAUCACCGAGGUUUUGCUUAGCAUCGGCUUCGGACUUGCACUCAGAACCAGAAACCAGAACUCGGGCGCCAUCCUCGAGUGGGUCAUUGCCUUCAUCUUCACCUUUUACAUCUUUUCCUUCCUGAUCGACCUUUACCCGGCCGUCUACACGGGCCGCAGGGGCAUCGGCGCCCACCGACAGCGUGGCGCCUCGGACGCCUUCAGGACCAAGGGCAUGCCCGGGACCACCCACCAAUCGUCGUCCUCCAUGUCUCAACGCAGGCCGUUCGACGAGGAGAACGGAAGGCCCGAUUCGUUCCCCAUGCGCACUGCUGGGGGCAACGGCGAGUACGGACGGAGUUACGCGAAUGGCACGGCACCGAUGCCGCAGCCCCCUCCGCAGAAUUUUUAGUCUGGUUUCGGAAGGGGGGAUUGGGGCCGCGAGCCCGGAAAAUUCCCAAGUUCGCCAGAGAGGAAGAUACCUGAUGCCCCCAGAGUACUUCGGAGGAAGAUAAUGUCUUGACCACGGAAUGGUCUCUCAUGUAACACGUCCCUGCGACUCACGAUUUUCUUUAAUGUUUAUUUUAUAUCCUUUCCUCAGCAGCUGUAUGAUAGCCUGGAGUUCAAGAUACCUCACUCAAGCCCGGCACCAUUAUCCUUUGGUUCUUUAUAUACGGCUGGAGCUUGAUGUCGGUUGGUCGAGUCGAGGCCGCCCAGCUGCCUCUGCAUUGUGCCUUGAAGGCAGCUACAUCGUCUGCUUUCUUGCCUUUCCCAGCACGCAAAUAUCCCACAAUUGCGCCACCCACAACCAAGACAAAACACUUGCACAUACAAAAAAAAAAAAAAGGACGAUACUCAUGACCGUGUGACAGGCACUUGCCUCUAUUCCCUUAUACGCCUAUUUCCUAUGACAUUUGGAGAUGGUAUGCUGAUCAGCGCAGUUAGGUGCUGCCUGAAUGCCAGACACAAGGAAACCCAAACCCCGUAGUCCUGGAGCGCCUUGACGCACGCACCGUCGGUCGGCCCUACGUACCGUUUUGCGCAAAGAGGCAAAACCGGACCGAGGCAUCUUUGUCAUCGGGAGGCCAUACACGAAGAAAAGCAGGAAGGAAGAGGGGAGGGGGAUAUGAGAAGAAGAAAAAGGGGGACAGAGGACACACAAAGGAAAACAAAAACCUUGGCAAUCGCAUAUCCAUUCCUCCUUUGCUGCGGCGUCUAGGGGGGAGGGGAAAAAAGAAAGAUUGCUGACAUGGACUCUUUCAAACUCUAAGGGCUCGUAAACAAACAGGUCUUCUUGCUUCUCAAGAUGGCCUCCAUAAAUUCAUCCAAACGAUAAGAGGCACAUAAUCUUCGUCAUCGUCUUGGGCAUGGCGGGGCCGGGCCAUGCGGACACCGCCGGAACAGCUUGCCGUCUAGGGCUGGGCUUGCAUCUAUGACUUGUUGAAAAACCACUAUAUUAAGAAAACGACACUUGGUUAGCAUGUUUUUUCGUCUUCUUUUUUUUUGCCCCUGAGACGUGACAUAGGUCUGGCAGGGGUACGUUUGUUACGUACGCUUGACCUCUUGUUUUCGCUGGAAGUCUGAAGGUUGCUGACAAUCGGGUUGGUCGCCG
Molecule: messenger RNA, 3078 nt
Organism: Gaeumannomyces tritici R3-111a-1
Lineage: Eukaryota; Fungi; Ascomycota; Sordariomycetes; Magnaporthales; Magnaporthaceae
Exons: 2
Coding region: 967-1878 (303 amino acids)
Cellular component (GO): plasma membrane
Source: RefSeq, a predicted model, not a curated record